CUCCCCCGGAGAUUACAGCUAAAUAAGAGACGCAGUAUUUAUAGAAGACAGACCCCGGCCCGUUGGGCAGCCCUUAAUCCGUGCCUCGGCCCUUUUUUUCCAGAUCGCUUGUACCCGAAGCGUUUUGCCGUUCAUCCCCAUUCGCUUUUCGUAUCCACCGAGUUCCGCAAGCGACAAUCGGUAACGACCAUGUCGGCCCGCGAGCGCUUCGACUGCCAUUACUGCAAAGAUUCCCUCUUGGGGAAGAAGUACAUCAUGAAAGAGGACACACAGUACUGCACCAAGUGCUUCGAGAACCUGUUUGCCAACUGCUGCCAGAGCUGCUCCCAGCCCAUUGGCGCCAACUGCAAGGACCUGUCCUACAAGGACCGUCACUGGCACGAGGAAUGCUUCAAGUGCAGCAAGUGCAGCCGCUCCCUGGUGGAGAAGGCCUUCGCCGCCAAGGAUGAUCUGAUGCUGUGCACCGAGUGCUACGCCCACGACUACUCGUCCAAGUGCGCCACCUGCAAGAAGACGGUCAUGCCAGGUUCCCGCAAAAUGGAGUUCAAGGGCAACAGCUGGCAUGAGACGUGCUUCCUGUGCCACCGCUGCCAGCAGCCCAUCGGAACCAAGUCCUUCAUCCCAAAAGACGACGGCUUCUACUGCGUGGGCUGCUUCGAGAAGCAGUUUGCCUAUCAGUGCUGCGCUUGCAAGAAGUCCAUCACGACGGGCGGCGUGACGUACCAGGACAAACCGUGGCACCGCGAGUGCUUCCUGUGCAUCGGCUGUAGGAAGCAGCUGUCGGGCCAGCGCUUCACUUCAAGGGAAAACUACCCGUACUGCCUGGAAUGUUUCAGCGAGCUCUACGCCAAGAAGUGCGUGGGAUGCACCAAGCCCAUCACAAGUCUGGCUGGGGCCAAGUACGUUUCGUUCGAGGAGCGUCAGUGGCACAGCGAGUGCUUCACGUGCGGGCAGUGCUCCAUGUCCCUGGUGGGCCGAGGCUUCCUUACCCAGCGUGACAACAUCCUGUGCACUGACUGCGGACGCGAGAAGUGAUCAGCUUUGCGCAAUGUCGCAUCGAGCUCAUGUUUACGAAUGGGAGGUCGUGUAAAGAUGAACAAAGUGUCUUUAAAUGGAAUGCGUGUACAACACUUCUAGGCUUUUUUUUUUUUUUCAAGUGUCAUAUUAGACUUUAGCUGCGCACCCAAAUCAGUUUUUUUUUUCCUUUGUCGGUUCCUCCUGCCUACAUACUUGUAGUACCUCCUCCAGCCCACUCUACUGUUUUAUUUUGCAAGCCUACCUACGAUAGUCCACCCUACUCUUUUAUACCCUGGCAACUAACUCUACCUUACCUACUAUCAAUUUUUCUUCCGGCUUAUUUGUCCUACUUACCUGCUAUAUUACACCCUAUUUAUGGACAUAUCCAAUCUACCCUACUAACUAUUUUAUACUCGACUUGUCUGCCUGUCCUAUCUACGGUACUGUAUAUACUCCAAUCCGCCGAGCUGUCAAAUCGACCAACCGACUUGCCCCAUCUGUCAACUCAAUUUUACUGUACCUAGUACACUUUGGAUUUUAUACCCCAUACUGUUUCACCCUACCUAUUAUAUAUUAGACCCCACCCACCUACUUUACCCUACCUACUGUAUCACAUCGUAACUUUCCAACCUAUAAACCUGCCUAACCUACCUACUCCACCCUGCCUACUACAGUAUAUUACACCCUAUUUCCCUCCCUGCUCUAUAUACCUACCUACCCUAUCCACCUGUAGGAGACUGGACUGGUUCAGAAUUGUCUAUGUCGAUGUUAAAAGAAUUAUUCCUUUGUUGUGUGUUCACAAACACCCCCCAUUGAUUUUAUUUUGUCAUUUCCUUGCUGGAUUUUCUGUUUUGGUGCAUUUUUUUCUGAUUUUCUUGGUGCCAUUGAAAGUGUCGUUAAUUUACGUUUUUUGAGGCGGUCUUUGAACGCCUCUCUAGCCGAAUUCGGGAAAGAAGGCACAUCGUGGAAGGGAGACGUGCUUGUAGUCGUUUGGGAGUUUUAAGAAAUGAAUAAAAUGUACGUUUAAAA
Molecule: messenger RNA, 2046 nt
Organism: Hippocampus comes (tiger tail seahorse)
Lineage: Eukaryota; Metazoa; Chordata; Actinopteri; Syngnathiformes; Syngnathidae
Gene: fhl5
Product: four and a half LIM domains 5
Exons: 5
Coding region: 190-1035 (281 amino acids)
Cellular component (GO): Z disc; nucleus
Molecular function (GO): transcription coregulator activity
Source: RefSeq, a predicted model, not a curated record